CAUGGACGAAGGGAACCAUUCCACGAGCGACGCGACCGGGGAGUCAGCAUGGCUUCCUGGCGUGAAGGCCCUGCAUAAGGAGCUGAUGGCACAUGCACUUGCAUGGCCGUUCUUGGAACCUGUGGACCCCAUCAAGUUGAAUAUCCCCACGUACUUUCAGAUCAUCGAACAACCGAUGGAUUUCGGCACCAUGCAAGCCAAGUUGCAGGGGUCGUCGUCUGCUGCGAAUGACGUCGAGGGUGACGACGGGAUGGCCGGUGCGUUUGGAGGCAGUAGUGUGGCGAUCAACUACACCAGUUUGGACGAGUACAAGCAAGAUUUGUUCCUCGUGUUUCGCAACGCGAUCAAAUUCAAUGCCGACGACGGCAGGGAAGAGUCCGUGGGCAAUAUCGCAAAACGAUUGCGACAGCAUGCUCUGAAACUGCUCGCAACAACCUUUGGGGAAUCGAGCCUGGCGUGGGGGGAAAGGAUGGAGCUCGGCACGCUGGAGCGUCAGGUCGCAAAUGCCAAGGAACAGAAGCUACGGGAACGAUGGAAGGGCCAAUCGUUCGUGGCGAGGAUGAAUAGGCAAAAGAUUCAAAAACGAAACGAAUCAGCUAUGCAAGGAAGCCCAUGAUGGUAAUCGGUGAAUGACGUUCUCGUUUCCUUGGCGGACGUUGCAAUGUAGCAUGUCCACCCAUAUGUACUUGCGCAAGAUUAGCGUUAAUAUGGGCCGUUUCACCCAUUCAAUUCUAAUCUAAGUUGGUUACUUGGAUA
Aphanomyces astaci is the source of this 756-nucleotide messenger RNA. RefSeq lists its product as hypothetical. NCBI's taxonomy places the organism in Eukaryota, Oomycota, Saprolegniomycetes, Saprolegniales, Verrucalvaceae. The record is from RefSeq and is a predicted model, not a curated record. Gene Ontology annotation, molecular function: protein binding. The transcript is spliced from 3 exons.